ACGAAGAGAGACGGAGAGCUCGUAUAGGAACUUGCACUGUCAGCGACUCAGAGCUUUUUCAAUAAAAAUAUUAAGACAAUGGCAGCAGAAACCCAGACACUUAACUUUGGACCUGAAUGGCUCCGUGCUUUGUCAGGUGGUGGCACCGUUACUUCUCCCCCACUCUCCCCAGCAUUGCCAAAGUACAAGUUAGCAGACUAUCGUUACGGAAGAGAAGAAAUGUUAGCACUUUAUGUAAAGGAUAUUAAGAUUCCUUCAGACCUGCAAGAUAAAGAAUUUGUUCCUAUUUUACAAGAGGAGCCCCUGCCACCACUGGCACUUGCACCUUUUACAGAAGAAGAACAGAGAAAUUUUUCAUUGUCUGUAAACAGUGCAGCUGUUCUGAGAUUAACAGGAAGAGGAGGAGGAACAGUGGCAGGGGCACCAAGAGGUCGAAGUUCCUCAAGAGGUAGAGGUCGGGGACGAGGUGAAAGUGGGUUUUACCAAAGAAGUUUUGAUGAGGUGGAAGUUGGAUUUGGUCGUGGAGGCAGAGAGAUGCACAGAUCUCAAAGCUGGGAGGAAAGAGGAGACCGGAGGUUUGAAAAACCGGGUCGAAAAGAUCCAGCAAGAUCAAAUUUUGAAGAUGGUGGAUCAGCUGUACCUCGGAAGCAUGAAUUCACACGAUCUGAAAGUGAGAACUGGAGGAUGUCUCGAGAAGAGCAGAAUGGUGAGGACGAUGAGGGAGGAUGGCGUUUGGCAGGUGCGCGGCGGGAUGUUGACAGGUGGCAGUGCCAAAGCCCAGAUGGGCCCCGUUCAGCUGGCUGGCGAGACAUUCCAGAUCAGCGACGCCGUUUUGUGUUUGAGUCUCGUGAAGAUGAGAGAGGUUAUCGCCGUGUUCGUUCAGGCAGUGGCAACAUGGAAGAUGAAAAGAAUAGUCUUCCAGAAUGGUGCCUUGAAGAUGCAGAGGAGGAAAUGGGGACAUUUGACUCUUCUGGGGCAUUUCUAUCUCUCAAGAAGGCCCCCAAGGAGCCAAUCCCAGAAGAACAAGAGCUUGAAUUUAGGCCAUCUGAAGAUGAUGGUGACCAUUCUGAAUAUGAAGAUGGUGAACUGGAAGAGACAAAAGAGCCUGAUAAGGUAUCACAAAAGGAAACUGCUCCAGUUGAAGUGGAAUCUUCACAAGAAGAUGAUACCACACCACCUACACUGUCUUCCUCUCCUUCUAUAAUAGAAUCUCAGGUUGUGGAACCAGUGUUACAGACCCAGGCAGAAGAAAGUGUCAUUGAGACUGUGCAGAAAUCAGAGAGCUUAAAGCUAGCACACACUAUCCCUGUUUCUGCUAGCAUAAUUAAUGAAGAUGUUUCACUUUCCAUCUCCCAACAAAAUCUAUCAGUGGCAGCUAUGAAUUCUUCAGAACUGACCUCAUAUCCCGCAGGUAUUGCUUUAUCAUCUACAAGUAUAUCCUCCCCACCCGAAGUUGAUGAUGAUGAAGGGUUGAAACACCUUGAGCAAGAAGCAGAAAAGAUGGUAGCAUACCUUCAGGAUAAUGCCCCUGAUGAUGAUAGGCUUUCAGAUAAGAGUCUUGACCAAAGAGGGAAACCUCCUGUACUUCCCCUUACCCUUGAGGUAUCCUUAAAGUGGUAUUACAAGGAUCCUCAGGGAGAGAUACAAGGCCCCUUUUCCAACCAAGAAAUGGCUGAGUGGUUCCAGGCGGGGUACUUUACUAUGACUCUCCUGGUGAAAAGGGGAUGUGAUGAGAUCUUUCAGCCACUUGGAGAGGUCAUUAAGAUGUGGGGAAGAGUUCCUUUUGCUCCAGGGCCUUCCCCACCUCCUAUAUUGGGUGAUCUGGACCAGGAAAGGUUGAAGAGGCAACAGGAAUUAACUGCCCUUAACCUCUAUCAGUUGCAGCAGCUUCAGUAUCAAUACCUGUUACGGCAACAGUAUGCCCAGGCCUUGGCACAGCAGCAGAAAGCUACUUUGAACAAUCCCCAGCCAUCACAACAGCAACUUAGUCUACUUCUGCAGCAGUACCAAGCCCUGAAAUUAAGAACAUCAGAACAAAAUUUGGUUCCACCUGUUACAAGAUCUAUGUCAGUGCCUGAUGCAGGAUCCAUCUGGGAAUUACAAACACCAUCGACCCAAUCAUCAGCUUGGGAUGGCAGCAGUGUUUGGGAUUUACCUAUUGACUCCACAACUCCACCUUCUGCUCUAGAACAAAUUAAGCAACUAGAAAAAUUAAAGACUGCCAAGCUGGAUCAAGAAAGAAGAGAUGCUGAGCUUAGAGCAAAAAGGGAGGAAGAGGAGAGGGAAAGAAAGAGACAAGAUGAAGUACUAAGGAGGCAACAGGAAGAAGAGAUGAGGUCUAGAGAGGAGGAAGAACUAGCACGGCGUAAACAAGAAGAAGCUCUAAGACGCCAAAGAGAACAAGAAGCUAUACUACAAAGACAAAGGGAAGAAGAAGCAGCCUUGAAGCAGCAAAGAGAGGAGGAGGAAAGGCAACAGCAAGAGGAGGCACUAAGGCGAGAAGAAGAAAGGAGGAGACAUGAAGAAGAAGAAAGGCAUCAAAGAGAAGAGCUACUUCGAAAACAGCAGGAAGAAGAGAGGAGAAAACAAGAGGAGGAGGCUGCUCGGUGGCAACGGGAGAAGGCUGAGGCAUUGAGAAGGCUAGAAGAAGAGAAGCGCAUUGAAGAGGAGACUGCUGCCAGACAGAAACUUGAAGAACAGGAGCGGAAACGCAAGGAAGCAGAGUUACAGAGACUGAAAGAAAGUCAGAGGCAGCAGGAAGCCCAAAAGCAACAGGAGUUACAGAGACAGCAAGAGCUUAUUAGACAGAGACAACAACAGCAGGAAGCUCUGCGAAGAUUGCAGCAGCAGCAACAGCAGCAGCAGUUGGCACAAAUGAAGCUACCAUCAACUUCAAAGUGGGGUCAACAAUCCAAUUCAGUCUUAUCUCAGACUCAAAACACACUGUCAUUGGCUGAAAUUCAGAAGAUGGAAGAAGAAAGAGAACGUCAAGUUAGGGAGGAGCAACGACGGCAGCAGCAAGAACUAGUGAAAGUUUUGCAGCAGCAGCAGCAGCAACAAGCAAAGCUGUCUGGCUGGGGUAAUAUGGCUAAGCAGCAGACUACUACAAAGUCCCUUCUAGAAAUUCAGCAGGAAGAAGCAAGACAAAUGCAGAAGCAACAACAGACUCCACAACAGAACCGAACUCAGAAUAAAGCACAUUCCUCUUUGCCCAGUAGCAUCAGCAACAAUGUUUGGGGCUCAGUGAGUAGCAGCAGUAACAGCCAGUGGAGCAGCACAGACAUGAGCAGUAUCUGGGGAAACACUAACAGCAAAAACUCCACUGUGGGCUUCUGGGAUGAGGCUGUGAAGGAAGUUGUGCCUACUGCUCGUAGCACAUCAGCCAAAAAUAAGAACAAUGCAAACCAUAGCAAUUCAUUAGGUGUUAGUGGUCGAUCCAAUAAAAAGGUGGAUGAGGAAGAGAAGCUCCUCAAGCUGUUCCAGGGAGUGAAUAAAGCACAGGAUGGGUUUACCAUAUGGUGUGAACAAAUGUUGCACAACCUCAAUACAGCCAACAACCUGGAUGUUCCUACAUUUGUUUCCUUCCUGAAAGAGGUAGACUCGCCGUAUGAAGUCCAUGACUAUGUCAGAGCAUACUUAGGGGAAACACUUGAGGCCAAGGAAUUUGCCAAGCACUUCUUGGAGCGUCGUGCCAAACAAAAAACUAACCAACAACGUCCAGUGCCGCAAAAACAGCAGCAGGAUUCUGUCUGGGGAGUCAACCAAAGUUCACUCACAUCUGUGUUUCCAUCUAAUAUCACUACCCUACAGCAGUCUAACUUUGAAACCGUACAGUCUGGCAAAAAAAAGAAAAAGCAGAAAAUGGUACGAGCUGACCCAAGUCUCCUAGGUUUUUCUGUGAAUGCAUCUUCAGAGCGCUUGAAUAUGGGUGAAAUUGAAACAGUGGAGGAUUAUUAAAGAAUGCUGAGCAGAAGAUCCAUGUCUCCAAUCGGGAGAGCUGCUGCUUUAUCCUAGUUGUCAAACUCAUUUAUUUAAACUGAAAUUCAGUUUUUUUCCCAUGUAAAAUCUAAGAAAAGCUUCUCCCCCACCCUGUCCUUUGGCUUUGAUUUAACUGAACACCGCCAACUUUCUGAUUAUUCAUAAAAAGACUGUCAAUAGUGACGAGAAACAUUUAAUAUGAUUGUCUCAUUAUGGUUUGAGCUGGUUCUGUCUCCCAACUUUGCCCUCCCAUACAGAGUGCCUGACUAUUAUUUCUCCCUGUGGUUGAGUGCAGACCAGCUGAAAAAUCAAAAGUAACACAUGCUGGGCAUGCAAUAAAACCUUCACUUUGACAAAUGAGUAUCACAAAAAAUAGCUCCACUUCCUCUAAAUAUUGGAAACUUUGCCACCAUCUGGCCACACUACUCCCAGAAUCUUAAAACAUAUUCCUUCCGUUCUUAGUUUAACAGGGUCUGGCUGUUAACAUAUUAAAGUGCCCUGUUUUAAGGGCAUGUUCAACAGUUCCUAGUAGUCUAUUGUAAAAUAUUAGCCUGUUUAAAGAAUAAACUUUAAAUUUCUGCAACUGUAA
Molecule: messenger RNA, 4567 nt
Organism: Polypterus senegalus (gray bichir)
Lineage: Eukaryota; Metazoa; Chordata; Cladistia; Polypteriformes; Polypteridae
Gene: gigyf2
Product: GRB10 interacting GYF protein 2
Exons: 28
Coding region: 79-3957 (1292 amino acids)
Biological process (GO): insulin-like growth factor receptor signaling pathway
Cellular component (GO): perikaryon; proximal dendrite; vesicle
Molecular function (GO): protein binding
Source: RefSeq, a predicted model, not a curated record